UCUUUAUUUUUUACGCUCAGUCGUCUUAGGUCUUGUCUAAAGUAAUUUAUUUAACUUCACCGAUUCGUUUUACUCAUGUCGUGAAGUUUGAUCGUUUAAAUGUACUGGCUGUGAUUAAGCUCUACACAAUAGAGAUUUAAGGCAGAAAGGAACCCUGCUGCGAGAAUCAAGAUGAUGUGCGAGGUGAUGCCCACCAUCAGUGAGGCGGAGGUUGGCACUAACGGAGGAGCUCUGGGCUCCGGCUCACCUGUGCCGACAGACUCUGAGGGUCACUUUGAGUCUUUGAUGGUGUCUAUGUUAGAAGAGCGAGAUAGACUGCUGGAUACGCUGAGAGAGACACAGGAAAACCUGUGCCUGACGCAGAGUAAACUGCAUGAGGUCAGUCAUGAGAGAGACUCCCUGCAGAGACAGCUCAACAGUGCACUGCCACAGGAAUUUGCUGCCCUGACAAAAGAAGUAAACAUGUGUCGUGAGCAGCUGCUAGAGAGAGAGGAGGAGAUUGCAGAGUUGAAAGCCGAGAGGAACAACACACGCUUGUUAUUGGAGCAUUUGGAAUGUCUGGUGUCUCGUCACGAGCGUUCGUUGAGAAUGACCGUAGUGAAACGUCAAGCACAGUCUCCUGCAGGUGUCUCAAGUGAAGUAGAAGUUCUCAAAGCGCUCAAAUCUCUGUUUGAGCACCACAAAGCCUUGGAUGAGAAGGUAAGAGAGCGAUUACGUGUGGCUCUGGAGAGAUGCAGUGCGCUUGAGGAGCAACUGACCAUAUCUCAUAAAGAGCUGGCGUUUCUUAAGGAUCAGAGGAAGGUAAUAAUUGAUGGUACAUCAGAAGUGAACCACUGUUCUGACAGCCCACCAGACACUAACGGCAAGCAGCGGAUAUCAGAUGCUUCUCUUGGACAAGAAGAUUGUAUAAGAGACAGUGAGCUGAAGGAGUUAAUGGACAGACAGAGCAAAGAGCUAACGCUUAUGAAGGAGCGUGUGGUAUCUUUAAGCAGCCGCGUUGCAGAGCUAGAAGAGGAUCUAGAUACAGCCCGUAAAGACCUCAUUAAAUCAGAGGACGUCAACACCCGACUUCAGAGAGACAUACGAGAGUCUAUUGCUCAGAAAGACGACAUGGAGGAGAGAAUCACAACGUUAGAGAAACGAUACCUUGCCGCUCAAAGAGAAGCCACGUCCGUUCACGACCUCAACGACAAGCUGGAGCAUGAGAUGGCUAACAAAGAUUCCCUGUUCUGCCAGAUGGAGGAGAAGAACAGGCUUCUGCAGGAGCGUUUGGAGUUAGCUGAACAGAAGCUACAGCAGACAAUGCGCAAGGCCGAGACGUUGCCAGAGGUGGAGGCUGAGUUAGCACAGAGGGUGGUGGCCCUCACAAAGGCAGAAGAACGUCACGGGAAUGUGGAGGAACGUCUCCGACAAAUGGAGGCUCAGCUGGAAGAGAAGAACCAGGAACUGCUCAGGGCCCGUCAGCGUGAAAAGAUGAACGAAGAGCACAAUAAACGUCUCUCUGAGACUGUGGACAAGCUGCUGUCUGAAUCCAAUGAGAGACUGCAGCUGCACCUGAAGGAGCGCAUGUCUGCGCUAGAAGAUAAGAAUGCUCUGAUCCGUGAUCUGGAACACACAAAGAAACUGAUUGAAGAGGCUCAUCAGGAGAAGGAGGAGCUGCUCAUUCAGAUAGAGACCAUAAGGGCUGAGAAUGAGAGGGGCCGCAGCAGGAGCAACUCCAUAUUGCAUCAUGGACGUUCUCAUGCGAGCGGCACACCAGAUUUCAGGUACCCAGUGUCCGUGUCAUCUGUGAUGGACAGUCACUACAGUGGGGGCGCGCUGGUCCUCAGACGUCCCCAAAAAGGCAGAGUGUCUGCGCUUAGAGACGAACCCUCCAAGGUGCAGACCCUGGAUGAGCAGGAAUGGGAUCGUCUGCAGCAGGCCAAUGUUCUGGCUAAUGUGGCUCAUGCGUUUGAAAGUGAUAUGGACGUGUCUGACCUAGAGGACGACAGCGACACCGUCUUCAGCUCCAUGGACCUGUUGUCUCCUGCUGGACAGGCAGAUGCUCAAACCCUCGCCCUGAUGCUCCAGGACCAGCUGGAUGCCAUUAACAAUGAGAUACGAAUGAUACAGGAGGAGAAGGAGAACACCACGCUGAGAGCUGAAGAGAUAGAGAGUCGCGUGGGCAGCGGUGACGAUCUGGGUGGACGUUUCCGCUCCAUGAGCUCCCUCCAGCAGUCUUUCCAUAGCUCUGGCCACAUCGAGUCCUCACCCCCAGGCUCCGGUCACUCCACACCUCGCCGGCCUUCUUGCAGCCCAAGCAGAGAGGUGGACCGCAUGGGAGUCAUGACCCUGCCUUGCGAUUUGCGGAAACAUCGUAGGAAGUGUGCACAAGAUGAUAAAGCCACUAUCAGAUGUGAGACAUCUCCUCCAUCUACGCCAUCAUCCAUGAGACUCGACAGAGGAGCACUUCACGCCUCCAGUCAUGAGGACAUCAGAGGUGCUGGGGUUCAGGAUGGUCAGUCCAGUAAUCCCAGCAGCAGCAACAGCAGCCAGGAUUCACUCAACAAAGCUGCAAAGAAGAAAAGCAUCAAGUCCUCUAUUGGACGAUUGUUUGCGAAGAAAGAGAAGGGCCGGCCCAGUCCUAUGGGUAAGGACAAAUCCAGCCCAGUGAUGGCAGGUGGUUCAUCUGAUGGAGGCAGUUCCCAGGAUCCUAUAACACUCGCCAAACCCGGUGGACCGACAGAGAAGAACAGAAAACUGCAGAAAAACCCACAAUCAGGACACGAGUUGCUAGAGGAGGCCUGUAGGCAGGGUCUGCCCUUUGCCCAGUGGGAUGGACCAACUGUUGUUGUAUGGCUUGAGCUGUGGGUGGGUAUGCCCGCAUGGUAUGUGGCAGCCUGCCGUGCCAAUGUGAAAAGUGGUGCUAUCAUGUCUGCCCUGUCUGACACAGAGAUUCAACGAGAGAUAGGCAUCAGCAACCCUCUUCACCGCCUGAAACUACGUCUUGCUAUUCAGGAGAUCAUGUCACUCACCAGUCCUUCAGCUCCACCUACCUCUAGAACGUCUUCAGGAAAUAUAUGGGUCACACAUGAAGAGAUGGAGAGUUUGGCAGCCACGCCACCCACGGAGGAUGAGGAGGGCAGCUGGGCCCAGACUCUAGCCUAUGGUGACAUGAACCACGAGUGGAUCGGUAAUGACUGGCUGCCGAGUCUCGGGUUGCCUCAGUACCGCAGUUACUUCAUGGAGUCACUGGUAGAUGCCCGUAUGCUGGAUCAUCUGACCAAGAAAGACCUCCGUGGUCAGCUUAAAAUGGUAGACAGUUUACACAGGAACAGCUUUCAGUGUGGUGUCAUGUGCUUAAGAAGACUGAACUACGACAGGAAGGAACUUGAAUAUAGGCGUGAUGAGUCACAGAUUGAAGUCAAAGAUGUGCUGGUGUGGACGAAUGAGCGUGUUAUUAGUUGGGUGCAGUCUAUUGGACUGAAGGAGUAUGCUGGCAACCUUCAGGAGAGUGGUGUCCAUGGAGCACUUUUUGCCUUAGAUGAAUCCUUUGACCAUAAUGCCUUGGCUCUGCUUCUGCAGAUCCCUACACAGUGCACACAGGCAAGGACAUUACUGGAGCGAGAGUACAGUAACCUGCUGGCUGCAGGGACUGAAAGGAGACUGGAAGAGGAUGAUGACAAGAACUUCCGGCGCGCACCUUCUUGGAGAAAGAAAUUCCGUCCCAAAGAUGUGCGAGGAAUGAGUGUGGGCUCUGCUGACACGUUACCUGCAAGCUUUAGGGUGACCAGCGCUGGACCUUCAUCUGCUGGCCUGCUGUCAAAGAAGCCACAGCUUGAUGGGGGGAGUGUGAGUGGAGUUCAGCGUUUGGACUCUGCCACAGUCAGAACUUACUCCUGUUAAUCCUGUCUGGGAGUGUAUGCAUUACCUCUAUAGGUGAUGGCUUACAAAAGGACAAGCUCCCGUCAAGCUGGAACUUUCAUGGACAUCAAUUUGGGAUUUUCCGUCUCGCAGAAGAUCCGUAAUGCCAUCAGCACAAAAAUCUUUAAACCCAAGAGUAUAUAUUUUAGAUUGAAGUAUUCUAUUUAUGUAAGCCACAGGGACAUUUCAAUAUUUUUACAAUUUCCAGCAUCAAUGUCAGCUUUUGUCCUCAUUUGUUAAUCCUGUUGAACUCUUUUAGAAAUAUUUUAAUGUAUUACAUGUCCAAGGUUUGUAUAUUUGCAUCUAACUUACUUAUUUUUUUCCAUUCAAAAAGUACUUGCUUUACCUUUCUUUUGUUGUUUUCCCACGCAUGACUGAGUCAUUCAUUGUUAUUGUGUGAAUGUCAAAGUUGGUACAUGUUUUAGAAGUUGUUUCAGUUCUUUCACCUGUAAGAGCAUUUUUGUAUUCUUACCUGUGAUACCAAAACCAAACCCUUGGAUAAGCCAUAACAAUUAUGAGGGCUAUUUUGAUGACAUCUUUCUAAAAACGUGAUGUCUACAUUGUCAGGUUAUCCUGGUACUGACUGAAAAUCAUUAAGCAUUCCUUAGUGCCACAGUAAAGGUCGGUGUAUGUAGAGAAUAUUUGGACCAAUCCUCCUGUGGCCUCAGCUUAAACUUUUUCCCAAAAUCUUCCGCUACAUAAUACUGUAAUGAAAGCUUAUAUUUCGUUUUCUUUUUUGCUUUUGUUUUUAAUUACCUUUUUGAUGUUGUAUGUAUCCAGCCUACGUGUAGUUAUUGUCAUAUUUAAAUAUAAAAAGCGUAGACUUGAAUCAUAUCCCAGUUUUUAAUUGUUUGUAAUUCAUCAUUCUUUAGUCACUUUUAUUUAAAUAAAUCCUUUGGUCCUGUAAUAGAAAUAAUGUACAGUCUAAGUACUUAUGAACUAUUUUUAUCACAGUAUUAUUUAUUGCUUUCAUUUCAAUAAAAUACUGAACAUCUUUUCCACUGCCAAUAAAAUAAUUAAGUCUUCAUAAA
Messenger RNA from Misgurnus anguillicaudatus (oriental weatherfish), 4934 nucleotides. RefSeq names its product PTPRF interacting protein alpha 1 (gene ppfia1). The record is from RefSeq and is a predicted model, not a curated record. Gene Ontology annotation, molecular function: protein binding. Gene Ontology annotation, cellular component: presynaptic active zone. NCBI's taxonomy places the organism in Eukaryota, Metazoa, Chordata, Actinopteri, Cypriniformes, Cobitidae. Gene Ontology annotation, biological process: synapse organization.